Molecule: messenger RNA, 1289 nt
Organism: Plutella xylostella (diamondback moth)
Lineage: Eukaryota; Metazoa; Arthropoda; Insecta; Lepidoptera; Plutellidae
Source: RefSeq, a predicted model, not a curated record
GCUACGGUGCCUUCGGUCGGGGCUGAACCGCACGGGGGAAAUUGGUCUCAAACCACCAUGAAAUGCGCGCGGGUGCCGCUGCAGCAACGCUUGAAGCCUGGCCGCACCCCCCGCGCCCCCGCGGCCCCCGCGGCCCCCGGUGCCUCCGACCGGGUCCGCAGGUUCUGUCAGCAGAGGCUGGUGGACCCAGCGCAUGAGGAUGGCCGCUGGUGUAGUGAGCUGAUGCAGAGAUUUCACUGCAAUAUUAUAAACGAAGAGGAAUGUAGUGAACCGGAUGUCUACCAACAUUACGAGAAAAACACCGAUGGAGUGUUCCUUUCGGUGCAAACCCUCAAAUUUCAGGGCGACGUAGAAGAAAGAAAAAGACCUCGAACAUGCUUCAAAUACAAGUCAGUUAAUAACGAAAUUAAACAUAGAAUGUUUGUGAAACAAGUAGUGGAGGAUAACAAAGAAACGGAACUACAAGAAGACGCAUCUUCACAGAUUACCAAUCAUUACUUCGAUGAUUACAUCAACUACAUACUUAAUGACAAAUCCAGACCUUCCACUGUAGAAUCUGACACAAAAACCACUGAUAAACAUAAAGAAACAAACGUUAAUAGCGACAAAAAAGAUAAUAUCAAAUCGAAAGAUACAAAUAAGAAGAAAUUUGUAAAAAUAGACGGAGACUUGAUAAAUGACUAUGGAAAAACAACAAUCUCAUACCAAAAUACUGGCAAUAAGAAGAAUCUAACAAUUUCAAGAGUUCAGAGCCCUGAAACUGUGCAAGUAAUUAGAGUCGAUGUGGUGUGCAACUACUCUCGACCAGAAUCAACUGUUGAAUCUGAGAAUGAAGAAAAAGCCAAGAAAAUCGUUGCUGUUAAAGAAGUGAAACCCACACCUGUAUUGGAUAUGAAAAGCAAUCAUUUUGCUAAUAAGUACUUUUUGACUAAAACAAUAAAAUCAUUGGAUGAGAAUCUGUCCGGUGGCGCUAAAGUGACGCUUCUGUGUAAAACAUUCAGACUGACUGAUCGGUCGAACUUGACUGCUAGAUGCAAUGCUCGUACUGAGGGGAAUAGACCCACUAAAACGAAAACUUACUACAGAUCUUAAUGAUCCGUGUGAGAAAAUAUCGAACUCCUAAACUUAAUAAGGGAAAGGUGCAUGAUUUUAGUAUCGAAUGUUUUAACAAAACUCAAAAUUGUUAGAUGGACAAUAAUAUAAAAAAAGAAUUUGGAAAUACUUAAAUAUUAUAAUUGUUGGUAAAUAACUUAGAUAGAUUAUGUAUACUUAGAUGAAAUACAUUAUUA